Molecule: messenger RNA, 1793 nt
Organism: Zonotrichia leucophrys gambelii
Lineage: Eukaryota; Metazoa; Chordata; Aves; Passeriformes; Passerellidae
Gene: ACVR2B
Product: activin A receptor type 2B
Exons: 11
Coding region: 128-1666 (512 amino acids)
Biological process (GO): cellular response to growth factor stimulus; activin receptor signaling pathway; protein phosphorylation
Cellular component (GO): plasma membrane; activin receptor complex
Molecular function (GO): ATP binding; activin binding; activin receptor activity
Source: RefSeq, a predicted model, not a curated record
GAGAAGGCAGAGCCGCGCUUCUCUCCCCCCUCUCUUUUCACGCGCUCGAUCUUUUUUAUUUUUAUUUUUGUUUCCCUUGGGGUAGAGGUGCACGCGAGGAGGGAAAAAAAAAAAAAAGUAAAGGACUAUGUUUGCUUCGUGGCUGACUUUCGCCGUGCUCUGGGGAACUUUCUGUGCAGGGCCAGGCCACGGGGAGGCAGAGACAAGGGAGUGCAUCUACUACAAUGCCAACUGGGAGCUGGAGAAGACCAACCAGAGCGGCGUGGAGCGCUGCGAGGGGGAGAAGGACAAGCGGCUGCACUGCUAUGCCUCCUGGAGAAACAACUCAGGCUCCAUCGAGCUGGUGAAGAAAGGCUGCUGGUUGGAUGACUUCAACUGCUAUGACAGGCAGGAGUGUGUGGCCACAGAAGAAAACCCUCAGGUGUUUUUCUGCUGCUGCGAGGGCAACUAUUGCAAUGAGAAAUUUACCCACUUGCCUGAAGUCACCGGCCCAGAAGUCAUCUACGAGCCGCCGCCUCCGACGCCGUCGCUGCUGAACAUCCUGGUGUACUCGCUGCUGCCCAUCGCCGUGCUGUCCAUGGCCAUCCUGCUGGCCUUCUGGAUGUAUCGGCACCGCAAGCCUCCCUACGGCCACGUGGACAUCAUUGAGGAUCCUGGCCCACCACCCCCUUCUCCCCUGGUUGGCCUAAAGCCCCUGCAGCUCUUGGAGAUCAAGGCAAGGGGACGCUUUGGCUGUGUGUGGAAGGCUCAGCUGAUGAACGACUAUGUAGCAGUGAAAAUCUUCCCCAUUCAGGAUAAGCAAUCUUGGCAGAGUGAGAGGGAGAUUUUCAACACUCCUGGCAUGAAGCAUGAAAACCUUUUGCAAUUUAUCGCAGCAGAGAAAAGGGGGACAAACCUGGAGACAGAGCUCUGGCUGAUCACAGCUUUCCAUGACAAGGGUUCUCUGACAGAUUACCUGAAGGGCAACAUCAUCAGCUGGAAUGAGCUCUGCCAUGUUGCAGAAACAAUGGCCCGUGGCUUGUCCUACCUUCAUGAAGAUGUCCCCUGGUGCAAAGGUGAAGGACACAAACCUGCCAUAGCACACAGGGACUUCAAGAGUAAAAAUGUCUUGCUAAAGAACGACCUGACAGCUGUGCUAGCUGAUUUUGGACUGGCUGUACGGUUUGAACCUGGAAAACCUCCAGGGGACACUCAUGGACAGGUGGGAACAAGGAGGUACAUGGCUCCCGAAGUGUUGGAGGGAGCAAUCAACUUCCAACGAGACGCCUUCCUGAGGAUAGACAUGUAUGCAAUGGGACUGGUGUUGUGGGAGCUAGUCUCCAGGUGUAGAGCAGUUGAUGGUCCAGUGGAUGAAUACAUGCUGCCUUUUGAAGAAGAAAUAGGUCAGCACCCGUCCCUGGAGGACCUGCAAGAAGUGGUGGUUCACAAGAAGAUGCGCCCCGUGUUCAAGGAUCACUGGCUAAAACAUCCCGGCCUGGCGCAGCUCUGCGUGACCAUCGAAGAGUGCUGGGACCACGACGCCGAGGCGCGGCUCUCGGCCGGCUGCGUCGAGGAGCGCAUCGCGCAGAUCCGCAAAUCCGUCAACGGCACUACCUCGGACUGCCUCGUCUCUAUCGUGACGUCCGUCACCAACGUGGACUUGCCACCCAAAGAGUCUAGUAUCUGAGUGCUGGGUCCUGGUUCACUUUUGUCUUUCCAGACUCAGCGGAUUUAAAAACAAACAUACAAAAAAACGACAAGGAAAAGAGUUUAAAGAAAAAAAAAAAAGUACAAAAAAAACAAAAUCACAAAAA